Messenger RNA from Rhipicephalus sanguineus (brown dog tick), 2198 nucleotides. RefSeq names its product leucine-rich repeat-containing protein 45-like. NCBI's taxonomy places the organism in Eukaryota, Metazoa, Arthropoda, Arachnida, Ixodida, Ixodidae. The record is from RefSeq and is a predicted model, not a curated record.
AUGUCCGGAGUCGACUCCACAGAGCCGCCUCACUCAUUCGAGGAUUCGUUUGAACGAUUGAAAGCCGCCCACGUGAGUCUUCAAGAAGACUACGUGAGGCUCCAAAAGGACUUGAAGAACACCUUGCAGUCUCUUCAAGACGUCCGGUCUAAUCAUGUCAACAUACUGCAAAAAGCCGACAGGAUUAUUUCAGAAAAGGACGCCACAAUUAAACAGCUCCGUGUAAAGUUAAGUUCUGUAUGCGAGGAUGAUCUGCGGAAGAAAAUUGAAGAGGAGUUGCGUGACAAUUUCGCAGACUACACAAAGCAGCUUCAAAUAAACCAUGAAAAAUGCAAAGUCAGCCUGCACGAAGCGAAUGUUCAGCUCACAGACAUGAAAUCUAUGUUACAAAGUGCAGAAAAAAGCCACCAGAGAGCUGUCCAGGAGUUGAAUCUCAAGCACAGGGCCGAGGUGAACCGACUCCAAGUGGAGGUUCAAAGUUUAAAGGCUGAGAAGACCGCGGAUGGUGGGGAAGAUGUUCUGAUGCAGCUUCUAGAUGUGCAGAAAGAGAAUGCAGACUUGCGAGGCAGACUGAAGAGUGUUUCCCUUGAAUUAAAGGAACUGACAAAUGAAAAACAUGAUCUUGCUCUGGAGAAACAAGCAGCACUGCAGAAACAUACCGAAGAGCUUGCGCUCGCCGAGGAGUCCAACAGAAUUAUAGAAACAAAGCUCAAAGGUGCCCUGUCACAAAGAGAGGCACUGGAGGAGACGCUGGCCAGGUAUCGACAAGAGAUAAACCAACUUUCGCAGCAACUCGUAUCUUCCGAAGAAGAGAAGCUCAGCCUAAGAAACAAGAUCUCCCUGGCCGAACAUAAACAUAAGGCUGAAAUUUUACAGCUGCGGACAGACGCUAUCCACCAAAGGGCCGAGCUUGAAGCCAAAUACGAGAAAGCUCUUUUGGAGCUUGCAAGUGCCAAAGCAGAUGCUGAGGUAGCCAUUAAAGGCACCACCGAUCAGAAACAGCUGUUGGUCGAAAAAGAGAAGGAGCUGGAAAAAAAGCACCAUGCCACAAGGGCCAAGGACUGGGAUCGCGCGAGAAGGCUUGAAUCUGAAAAGAUCCUUCUGGAAGCUAAGCUCAAGGAAAUCACCACUGCCAAAGCAGCCGCAGCUGAAAGGCUCGCUGAAAGUGAAAAGCAGAUCAAGCGUUUAAAGCAAGCACAGGACAGCCAAAGGCAGGAAUUUGAGGAAGAGGUGCUCACACUGAAGGCCAAGCUUAAGGCAGUGUCAAGUGCGAGAGAAGAUACAAACAAGGUUGCUGCUGACAACCAAGUUCUGCAAAGACGUCUAGCUCUGGCUGAAGAGGAACUUGGCAAAAGUCAUGCGGCACUCAAGGACAUGCAGGAGCAGAAGGAAGUGCUCUCAAGAAAAAUUGAGGCUUUGCAACUAGAACUGCAGGCUGCUCAGGUCAAUACUAUUAAACUCUCGGAGCAAAGCGACAGGACUGGUAUGCAGAUGAAGUUAGCCUGGGAGCAAGAGAAAUACGACUUUGUGAAGAGAAUAGAGGAGCUUGAAGCCGAGCUGCGGCAAGCCCACAAAGAGUUUAACUGGAAAUUGAGGGCUUUGAAGCAAAGAAACAGGGAGUACCGAAACGCUGUGCAUUCGUACCGAUCAAAGAUAAAAAGCCUGAAAUCGGCAAACCAAGAAAUGCAUGCUGAAGCUGGUCCUGUAAAACAGAGUGUGCACCCAGACAUACACAAGGAGUUUCAGGACGAGCUGAAGAAGUUAAGAAGGCAACAACUUGAGUUUCGCUCAUUGCUCGAACUGCCUCCUGCCCUUCCAGGGAAUGCUGGCUCCUUGUGUCGCCCAAACGACCGAAGCUGGUGGAGCAUUUCAGAAUUGAAAGAAAAGCUGGAUCGGUUAGACAUGCAGCAGUGCCAACAGAUGGAUCAGAUGAUCACACUGGUGAAGAAGCUCAGUACAGUCACACAUCAAAGUCCACCCAGCAGUAUUGACAUCUCAUCGUUGUCAAGACGCAGUUGUAGUUCCAAAUCAAGCAGCGCAUCAAAGGAACACCAUCACUCAUCUAAAAAUGAGAUGUCUGCUCAUCUGAAAUGACACAGGACAUAGCCUUGGAAUCACAGAUAAUAUAUAUUUAUCACUUUAUGUUACAAUUUGUACAUCAACAUGAAAAUAAUUAUUCUUCUAUAAAACCCUGCGUA